Messenger RNA from Cladophialophora bantiana CBS 173.52, 4536 nucleotides. RefSeq lists its product as uncharacterized. The coding region runs from base 1 to 4536 and encodes 1511 amino acids. The transcript is spliced from 5 exons. Lineage: Eukaryota; Fungi; Ascomycota; Eurotiomycetes; Chaetothyriales; Herpotrichiellaceae. The record is from RefSeq and is a predicted model, not a curated record.
AUGACCUUUGCAAUGCCGAGCACCCCUACCUUGAAUCAAGACUUUGACGAUGCCAGGGACGAGUUCCUGUACCAGCUUGCGGACGAGGACAGGAAUACCUUUCGUGGCAUGGAUACACGUGAACAGCUACACAACUAUACAGCGCAGCUCGUGGAGGCCUCUCAAUUCAAGAAGAGACCCGCUGUGAAGAUACUACGGAUAGUAGUGUUGCUAACUGAGGCCCUUGCGCCUUAUUUCGAGGCGCUUGAACUUGUCACACAGGGCGUCUCAGCAUAUGCCUCCAUGGUCUGGGGAUCUAUAUCCCUAAUUCUCAAGAUGGCAAGCCGCUUUCCUGCUUUCUUCACCAAGCUGGGUGACCUUUUGCAAGAAGUGUCGGCACGUAUUCCUGCUUACCAAAAACUUCUCGAACUCACCAAAUCGGACGCUUCUCCGUGUGAGCGACCACCAUGGAACGAUGCACUGAGCUUGUCCCUUCACAGGUUAUAUGCUGAUCUUUUCGAUCUUUUCGGCAACCUGGGUAAAGUUUUUACCCAAAAAGACGCAAGACUGGGGAAAACAUCUUUGGUCGUUACUCAUCUACUUUGGCAUCCUUUCGAAGCUCGGUUCGAAAACUUCCUGAAGAAACUCGCUGUCCACACCGAAAUUUUUGACUCAGAGAUGCUUGUACGAGCCCAGAAGCCUAUGCAAGCUGUGCGUCCCAUUCAUGAGAGGCUGUUGAUCCAGGAACAAUCACUUCUGGAACGGAUGCCCGAAUGCAAUGAUAUCCUUGGGGAGGCGAAUCAAGGAAUGAGACUAAUUGACCGCAUCUGGAGGUGGUUGUGCCCACCAUCCUUUGCCGAUGUUUUGAGGGGGGUGUGUUCCCUUCGUCAAGAGGGCACUGCAAAUUGGUUGUUCAAGCUCCCAGAAUACAACUCCUGGUUGGCAACCUCUCGGGGCGUAGACGGGCCAUGUGAGCGGCCUGGCCCUUGGCUCUGGGUUAGAGGGGUGCCCGGAACCGGCAAGACCGUUCUUGCCUCCGCAACGAUUUCCAAGCUCUCCGAGUUAGCCUGUCCGAAAACUAAUGGCUCAAAAGUUAUCUCGUACUUCUUUUUCGACCACGAUACCCCGGCGCGGAACUCGAUUCGCUCUGCGUACGCGUCGCUGCUGGUUCAGGUCCUGGAUCAAUGCUCCACAUCCCCCGAUAUCCUUGAUCUGUUCAGCUAUGCUAUGACUCGAAGGACUCGAGCACAAGAUCUUGCAACAAAAGAUGACAUGGCUGACAUACUCAAACUCUUGACACCCCUGUUGCAAGAUUGGUACAUCGUCAUAGACGCUGUAGACGAGUGCGCCGCGUCAGAAUCAUUCCUGAAAAGCCUCUUAGAUCUGAGGUUGGCUGGGAGGCCCAGGAUUCUGUUGUUCAGCAGACCAAAUGUCAGCUACCUUCAACGAAACGUACCUGCUGCUGACACGAUUACCGUGACGCCGGAGCUUGUGAACGCCGAUCUGCGCUGCUUUCUCUCAGUCCAUCUCGAGGAAAUGCAAAACUUGGAUCUCUUCCCCCGUGGUGCCGACCUUGACGAGCUGCUCUGUUUUCUUCUCACGGGCGCUGAUGGCAUGUUCAAAUGGGCGCAACUCAUGAUUACCUAUUUGAAGUCAGACGCUCUGGACAUUUCGUCCCGGUUGAGACUAAUCAGAGGCCUCAAAAGACCUGAAAAGCUCGAAGAUAUGUACAUGCGCAUACUUGACGUGAUCGCGCGGAAGCCUCGAGUUGAGCAAAUCUUUGCAAGGCGCCUGUUCGUGUGGCUUGUCUUCGCCAAAGGCGUCGGUCGUCUAGAUCAACUCCAGGACCUCCUUCAGACACUGAAAGGGAAGGUAGCCUGCGAUCUCACUUUGGAAGAACAGAGAAGCUACAAAUCCAAGUUCGCCAAUUUUGAGGACAGCAUAGUUGCGAUCUGUUCGAGCCUAGUUGAGGUGAAGUGGUCCGAAGAAGAGCCUCGACGCAGGGUCUGCCGCUUCGAUCAUUACUCCGCCCAUGAAUUUCUCAGGGUGAGGUGUUCCCAAACUAGCGUUGACGCUGAUAUCGGAGUGGCAGGCACCGAAUACCUCCAUCCCCCGAGGUUUGAGGCGGAAUCCGAGUUGCUAAUGGCCUGCUUUCAGUAUCGCCAGAUGCAGCAGUCUCACCGGCCGUCUUCCGGGAGCUCUUUCCAAGCAGUGUCCUAUACUAUCUUAGACGAUACUCGACCGUUCCUGAGAUACGCCACCUUAUUGUGGGUAGCACACCUAAAACAACCAUCGAAUGCUUCUGGCAAAACACUUGACGCCCUCAUACAAACGCUGGGCGCAUUCCUCGCUGAUGGCGUGGGCAUGUUGGCCUGGGUUGAAGCACUUUACAUCUACCAAGCAGACACCAAGAGGAUAUUUGACGACUUAGGUCGAUGGGCGUCCAAGUUACCCACUGGUCCCACCUCGUCCUCUGGCCCAUUUUCACAGAAGCUCAACGAUAUUGCCCACCUUGUACAUGCUUUGGUCUCUGACCUCCAUCAGCUGGACAAAGCGGGGAAGGCUAAACUUUUGAGAAAUCCGGGUCAGCUCUGGACCGAAAUCACGGCGUUCAGCAAUAGUCCAUUCUUUGCCCGACCCUCAGCGACUACUGCCCCGCAAGCUGUGCCGGGGGAAAGUAGGCUAUCAAGUGGUAGCUCCGCUCCUUUUGCCCAAAUAUCUCGUGAGAAGGCUGACGAAGACAUCCUCGCUAUUCUGAAAAUUUGGCCUUCUGCGGUAUUCGAGAGUGCAACAAGGAACGGCUACUCUCCUAAUGCUGGUGGAUCCAACGGAAUGUAUCAGGGAUGGAUUGCUCAAUAUCAGCUAUGGAGCAUACGGCCCGCCAACCCCGUUCUUAAUGAAGAAUGGGAUUUUCCCCUUGACGUGCAGGAGAUCUCAUCCUAUGUCGCUAUUGCUCAGAGUGCAUCUACCACUAAUUGCCAAGGAUUCUUCAAUUCUGCUUCCGCCGAGGCUGAUACUGUUCGCAUCAACCGGCAAUUCCCUAUCAGCAUCGGCCAGAAUCUCGACAUGUUCACCGUCCUGCACAAAGUUUAUGCUAGCCACAGAAAUCAUCUGUUCUCCUAUGAAACCGGUCGGACGAAUCUCUGUAAUUGGUAUUGCAAGCGACUCCCGAUUAUCUAUGACGCCAGGUCUGUUUCAGUGUUUCAGCCUCUGGAUCGCUGCGUACAAGACUCUCGCAGUAGUGGAGUCGCUUCGAGAGAGUCCCGUACUGUCUUCAAAGCUGGCAGGCCAGCAGCCUUCCGGAUCUUCGCCCACAAUGACCUGGUUAUUUACCAAGGUGUUGCAAGCAGCAGUUAUGACAGGGGACUAGACCACUACAGCGGCCGCUUCGUGAACGAGAGUUCCUUCAUGGCAAUCUUCAAGGUGGAAGCAUACGGCCGCGGUUGCAGCGUCAAAGUGGUCGCUGUUCUGGAUGGCCUGGACUUUGCAAAUGUCUUCAACAGUUGCACUUUCCAUCCGAGCCUGCCGUUAGUCGGACUCAUUUGGCACACUGGGACAUUUUACCACUGUGCUGCGCUCUGGAGCUUUGCAACCCCAAGCCGGGAAAGGAAAUUCGGAGCCAGCUAUGUUACGCCAAAAGAUUUCCAGAUUGAUACCGUCACCACAUCCACAGUGCUGGCGGAUUGCGGCCCGGUUGCCAGAGUCCAGUUUUCCGGAAGCGGUAGCGAACUGCUUGUCGAAUUCUUCUUUCACUAUCUUCCGAGCGUCCUCGACCUCGAAGAAAGCGCCGCAUAUCACGCUGCGGUGGCUGCGCGCGACAGCUCGAUGAAACAUAGAAUCGAACAGAUAUCAGGGUUCUCUCGCCGAGGUUGCUGUCUAGACGGAAACCAGACUCGUUUCCCAGGGCCCUUUGUUGCUCUGCAGCAGCAGGACGGACUUGUUGUCCAUGGGGACGAGGCAUUUUCUCGCUACGUCUCGAAACUCGAUCUAGCUCGACGGAACGUUGUUAAGCCAACCCGAGACGUGGAUUCUCACAAGGAACAGACAGUAUCGUCUCGGGCAGUGUCCAGUGAUGUUGAUCAUCUCCGGGUUAGUGUUUGCUCACCCACGAGGACCAGACAGGACAAGAUCGCGCUGAUUCUGAACCAAGCGAAAAGACCAGAUCAUGAAUUCAGCGGGUUGAUCAGAGAUCCUCGGCCAACGGCUAGCACGGGGUACGACCAAGCCAUGGCACCUUGCAAAUGGAUGCACAUUGGCUCUCUGCACCGCAAAGUACAAGAUGAGACGCAAGCUCUCCACGUGAGCAUUCCCACUGUGGAUGAUUCCUCCUCCUCCUCCUCCUCCUCCUCCUCCUCUUCGUCGUCGUCGUCGUCUUCUUCCUCUUCUUCCUCUUCUUCUCCUCCUCCUCCUCCUUCCUCCCCCCCUUCUUCUCUUCUCCAUGACCUGAACCAACAACAUACGACCAAGGGUCUGUUCUCACAUCAGAAACGACUUCGAUCAGCUUUGGGACGCGAGCCAUCCGAGGAAGCCGGACCAUCCAAGAGACUCCGUCUUUGA